This is a messenger RNA of Bradysia coprophila, 1830 nucleotides long. RefSeq names its product Actin-related protein 8 (gene Arp8). The record is from RefSeq and is a predicted model, not a curated record. Lineage: Eukaryota; Metazoa; Arthropoda; Insecta; Diptera; Sciaridae.
UCUCUUUAGAAGUUAUAUAUUUCAUGAGGAAUAUGGAUUGCCGCUGUCAAACAAAUGCAAACACCGACAACAACAAAAUUUAGCAACAAAAACCGGUGAUCAACAAAAUAACACAAAAUGCCAUCGGAUUGUCCAGAAGUCCAAGCUCAACAAAUCAUCAUCAUUCAUCCGGGCUCGUUCAAUCUACGAAUUGGUCGGGCAUCUGAUUUGAAUCCGCAUCGGAUUUUGCAUGCAGUGGCUCGUCGACGGAAGCCAGGUGGAAACGUUUAUUCGGACUCCUUCCUUCCCACAAGCAUAGCAAAGAGCAAGGAACUUCUUCAAGAGCUGGAGGACUGUCGAAUUCAAGUAUCGCACACGCUACAGUCAUGCCUGCAAUCGGAUGGACGACGUCGUUACGCUACACCACCGCAGCAAAUAUCAGCAUUCAAUCGUAGAUCGACACCGGACGUUGUGGUCGAAAAGUCGGAAGACUGGCUGCAUCCGAAUCUCGAAACGGUUUUCGGUGAGGAGAUCUUGGAUUUAGAUCCGAACGGCGAGUACAACGUACAUUUUCCGAUUCGACGCGGGGAGUUCAAUCUUCAUUCGAAUGUUGGUGGCUCGUUAACGUGCGUGUUGGCGGAUCUGCAAGAGAUCUGGGAGUAUGUGCUGCAAUGUAAGAUGGAUAUUAAGCUGAGUGACCUGCAUUCGUAUAAAGCGGUUUUGGUCAUUCCGGACAUAUAUCAUCGGGGUCACUUGAAGGAGCUAAUGAAUUUAAUGCUAACGAAAAUUGGUUUCGGCAGCUGCUUUUUCGUUCAGGAUCAUGUAGCAGCAACAUUCGGUGCCGGACUUGGCUAUGCUUGUGUUGUUGACGUCGGUGAUCAGAAGACAUCCGUGUCCUGUGUAGAAGACGGAAUUUCACAUCCGAAUACAAGAGUUCGUUUAGAAUACGGCGGUGCAGACGUUACGCAGACAUUUCACUGGCUACUACAGAAAUGUGCAUUUCCAUAUAAAGAAUGUGACGAAAAGAUGCCACAAGACGCAAUGCUUUUGAAAUCGCUGAAGGAAGAUUUCUGUCACGUGAAUUUGGACAUAUGUGGCUCGCAGGAAAAAUCCUUUAAAAUUAGUCAACCAGGGAGAUCACAGGUCGUCUAUACAUUGCAAGUGGGCGACGAAUGUAUCGUAGCUCCGUUGAGUCUCUUUCACACGGAGCUACUCGGUGUGACUGGAGUAAAAAAGGAGGCAAAAGUACAAAAGACAGCAGCGCAUCAAACCGAUCCAGAAGAUUGUUUCGAUGCCGAGUAUUUACGUGAGACUGGUCGUAAAGGCGCCAAAGAGCAAAUGGACCAAAUUCAAAUCGAUGGUUCCGUUCUUCCGACCAACGACAAUCCCGAGGAAGACAUUGUGGUUGAUGCGCUCGAAGUGGAGCGCGAAAUGAAACCAUUCGACAAGGAAUUUGUUUUGCCCGGUGGUCAAAUAAUUGGACUGGAUCAGGCCGUUCUACAGAGCAUUGAACGAUGCCCAAACGACGAACUGAAACGCAAAAUGUACGGCUGCAUAUUGGUGGUUGGUGGUGGAAUGAAAUUCAUUGGAAUCGGAAAGUGGCUACAAAAUCGAGUCGGACUGCAAAUUCCCUAUUUAUAUCGAUCGGAACACCUGGACAUCGUCACCAGUCCGAAGGAAAUGGAUCCGGCGAUGACAGCUUGGAAAGGUGCUGCUGUUAUGUCUUGUCUGGAAAGCGCACCGGAAUUGUGGAUUCAGGGCGCAGAGUGGCAAAAGCAUGGAUUGAGAAUAUUAAGGGAGAAGGCACCGUUUAUGUGGUAACAAUGAAAUACAGAAAGUUUUCGAGUCAAA